This is a messenger RNA of Closterium sp. NIES-65, 1467 nucleotides long. Lineage: Eukaryota; Viridiplantae; Streptophyta; Zygnematophyceae; Desmidiales; Closteriaceae. The record is from the annotation of a GenBank genome assembly.
AUGCAUCAGGAGGUGCCAGGCGGCCAGCCAUUGGUGUAUCUAGACAGUGCAGCAACUUCGCAGAAGCCACUGCAAGUGAUCAACGCCAUGGAUGACUACUACCGGCGCUACAAUGCCAAUGUGCACCGCGGUGUGCACUAUCUCAGCAUGCUGGCCACAGAGGAGUACGAGAAGGCACGCGAGAAAGUAGCGCGGUUCAUCAACACAGCGCAGGGCCCGUCGGAGAUCGUGUUCACGCGCAACGCCAGCGAGGCAAUCAACCUCGUGGCGUACUCGUGGGGGCUCUCCAACCUCUCCCCGGGCGACGAAGUGCUCCUCACAGUCGCGGAGCACCACAGCAACAUCGUCCCCUGGCAGAUUGUAGCCCAGAAAACCGGGGCGGUUUUGAAGUUUGCGCCCCUGAAAGUGCCGGAGGAGGCGGAGAGGGAGGGGCAUGCGGCGGGCGCGGAGGUGGACUAUGAGCGGCUGCUGGAGAUGAUUGGCGCGCGCACCAAGCUCGUGGCCGUGCACCAUGUUUCCAACGUGCUGGGCUCGGAGUCCCCAGUGGAGCAGAUCAGAGAAAGAGCGCAUGCAGUGGGCGCCAAGGUGCUUCUAGACGCGUGCCAGUCCGUGCCGCACAUGCCCGUGGACGUGCAGCAGCUGGGGGUGGACUUCGCAGCGGUCUCCUCGCACAAGAUGGCUGGGCCCACGGGCAUUGGCUUCCUCUAUGGCCGAUCCGAUGUGCUCGCCUCCAUGCCGCCCUUCAUGGGAGGAGGCGAGAUGAUUCAGGACGUCUUUUUGGACCAUUCCACCUACUCCGAUCCCCCUGCAAGGUUCGAAGCUGGCACGCCAGCCAUUGCGGAGGCCAUAGGGUUGGGAGCAGCAGUGGACUAUCUGACAGCUAAGGGCAUGGAUAACGUGCAUGCAUAUGAGAUGCAUCUAUCAGAGUACCUCUACAAGCAGCUCUCAGCCGUUGAUCGAGUGCGCAUCUACGGCCCUCCUCCACCGUCUCUGCUCCCGGGAGGUCCGACUGCCAUCCAAAGGGGGCGGGUGGCGGCGUUGUGCACAUUCAGCGUGGAUGGCAUGCAUGCCACCGAUGUCUCCUCCUUCCUCGAUCAACAGGGGCGGUCGGCUGCUCUCCACACAUUCAGUGUGGAUGGCAUGCAUGCCACCGACGUGCCACCUUCCUGGAUCAACAGUGGGCAUCUGCAGCGGGCACCACUGUGCGCAGCCCAUUCAUGCUUCCCCGAGCCUUCUCCCACCCUCCUCUCCCCGUUUCCCUCUCCCUCUCGUUUUCCCCAACCUCCACCCUUCCAGCACGGAGUGGGCAUCCGCAGCGGGCACCACUGCGCACAGCCCAUUCACCAGCAGCUGGGCAUCAAUGCGAGUGCGAGGGCGAGCGCGUAUGUGUACAACACUAAGGAGGAGAUUGAUGCGUUCAUUGUCGGCCUCAAGGACACUAUUGACUUCUUUGUCAACUUCUCCUGA